Molecule: messenger RNA, 1041 nt
Organism: Phycomyces blakesleeanus NRRL 1555(-)
Lineage: Eukaryota; Fungi; Mucoromycota; Mucoromycetes; Mucorales; Phycomycetaceae
Exons: 3
Coding region: 1-1041 (346 amino acids)
Source: RefSeq, a predicted model, not a curated record
AUGAAAUAUAAUUAUCUGACAUGUUGCCUGGAAUUAUCAGGAGACAUACGAUGGUGUGAUGUGGAUGAAAUUCCUUUUGUUGAUAUUGAACGAUCUCUCAUUCUCACUUUGAACAUCGAUUGGAUUCAAUCAUUCAACAAUGCAACAUACUCCUGCGGCGCAUUUUACCUUGCAAUCAACAAUCUUUCUCGCAGUGAAAGAUUCAAGAAAGGCAUUGAUAUACUCCUUGGGCUAACACCUGGUCUAAAAGGAGUAAGUACAUCAGAUAUCAAUCAUUACCUCAAGCAUCUGGUACACGAGUUUAAGGAGUUGUACAUGGACAAUACAAUCAAGACCCACCAAUGUCCAAAUGCUCUGUUGGUUAUUUCGGAUUUGAUUUCUCAAAAUGGCUUCUUCGUUCUCGGAUUUCUUGAAGCUUCACGAAGUCUUUCAAUGACAAUUCGUGGAAACGAGCCCCUGCCACCAUCCGCCUUGCCAUUAAAAACAAGACCUUUGUCAUUUAUGCCAAAACAUGAAUACGACUGUCUUGUAGGAUACUACCAAGCUGCAUACAAGAAUUCUCGGAUCUCAAGCUGCAAAGAUAUAAUUGAUGACUCACCUUUCGUCAAUGACUGGAUCGAAACGGUGAAGUCUGUUGAUCUUCUUGGUCAGACCUACAAAGGGUGCAUUGGCACAAAUGGCCGAGGAUCAUAUGUACAAGCAUACUUCACUGAACGAACUGGGUCGGAACAUGCGUAUGUUGGAGAGAUUCAGUACCUUUUUGUUCACAACUUUAAGCCAACUGUUUCUUCUCUAACAUACAGACAUCCCCAAAGUAGCCAGCAUGUAUUUGCAUUUGUUAAAUGGUUUAAAACCACCUCUGACAAAACAAGAGAAUUGGAAGGAGUCGAGUUGUUGCAAGAUGAAUUCUACAAGGCAGAUUUCCAAAGCAUCCUGCCUGUACAUCGGAUUCUCAUGACAGUUGCAAUAGUAGACUACAAAACUAUAAGAAACGUCAGCAAAAAACUCGCAGCUCCUUUACCUAAAAGAAAUUAUUAUUAA